Molecule: messenger RNA, 924 nt
Organism: Erythranthe guttata (spotted monkey flower)
Lineage: Eukaryota; Viridiplantae; Streptophyta; Magnoliopsida; Lamiales; Phrymaceae
Source: RefSeq, a predicted model, not a curated record
AAUGGCGCAGCAAAUGCAAUAGCAGUGUAGCACAAAUAGUCAAUUGCAAUUUUCCUUUCUUCUUCACUGGUACCACCCCUGCGAUAUUAGGGCUUCCACCAUUCCCGCCGCUGCCGCAAUUCGCCGCCACAACCCACCGCCACAAGCCACUUAGAAGCCGAAGCAAAAAGCAGCGAGGAAGCGACAAUGAAUGCCCCCGAUCGUUAUGAACGAUUCGUCGUCCCCGAGGGUGUCUCCAAGGUGUCGUACGAGAGGGACACGAAAAUCAUAAACGCGGCGUCGUUUACAGUCGAGCGUGAGGACCACACCAUCGGCAACAUUGUCCGCAUGCAAUUGCACAGGGAUGAGAACGUGCUAUUUGCUGGCUAUAAGUUGCCGCACCCUCUUCAGUACAAGAUACUUUUAAGGAUACACACUACAAGCCAGUCUUCGCCUAUGCAGGCAUAUAAUCAGGCUAUCAAUGAUUUGGACAAGGAAUUGGACCAUCUCAAGAAUGAAUUUGAGGUAAUGCUAUUUUUACACUGUUGUUCGACUCUAUUUAUUGUGGGGAUGAAUUCCAAAUAGAGGGCUAUUUUAGUAAAUUCAACUAAUUCGUUCUAUAGUUAUUUGAUAUUUUCCCGGGUUGUUGUAUUUUGAGCUGUAAAGUCUUGGUGUAUAAUAAUAUAGAAAAGUUGGUCGGUGACUGCAACAUCAAAUGGAUCUAUGCGUAAUCAAAUGCUAUACGUUUAUUAGUCUAAUUCCUCAGUUACAAUGUGCAAAUCGUUUUCCAUAUUUGGCAUGUAAUGCUGAUCUCGUGUAAAUUUAGAUAGAAACGGCCACAUAAUGUUCUGGACACUCUCGGGCUUAAAAAGUAGCCGUAAAAGUAUUACAGAACCAUAAGCUUGCAGCUCUCUCAGUUUGUCUAAGUUUAAUGUAUGUUCUGGU